CAAGCAGAGGGACGGUUUAAGUCGUCUCCGGUCCAGAGAUUGAGCGAGAGGGGAGGAGAGUGGAGGCUGGCAGGUCGCACUGGAGAUGGGCAGCGCCGGAGGACUCUGCUCCAGUCCAAGGGCUUGGGGAUGUGGCUGGAAUGUCAUCCGACUCCUGUGCUUUGCCUUCAUUAACUGGGGAGCCGCAGAAAAUACUGCUGCUGUCAUUGUGGUGAAUCAGACACCCCCUUCUAUCUGUGCAAUGGAAGGGUCAGAGUUCACCAUCGAGUGUACAUUCAACACAAGCAAUAAUUCAACCAGGUGGUUUGCUGAAUGGAAUAAAAUCAGAAACAAUGUAACAGCCAAGGUGAAUGGAACAGAUCGAAUCAUAUUAUCAGCAGAUCCAGAAAAGAGGUCUCUUUCCCUCACUGUGAAGAAAGCCGACGUCACUGAUUCUGGAACCUACGUAUGUGGGGUUGGGAGCAAAGAUGUGAUAUAUCCUGGGACUGGAACCCAAGUGACCAUCGAUGAAAUUCCCAAGUUGAUGGUGAAUCAGACCCCAGCCAAUAUCCAUGAGUCAGAAGGGUCAGAUCUCACCAUGGAGUGUACAUUCACGGUAUGGAAUAAACACAAGAUCUUGGAUGUGAAAUGGUAUAAACAUAACAGAACUGGGGCAACGAAAAAGGAGCUGAUGAGUGAAAGAGGCGGGGGCUCCGCAGCCCUGGAUUUGGAAAAGGGUUUUGCUUCGUUCACUCUGAAGAAUGUGAAUGUAACCGAUGCAGGAACCUACAUAUGUGAGGUGGGGAGCACAGCUUGGAACUGGUCUGCGUCAGGAGCCGGAACCCAAGUGACCAUCGCUCCUGUUGACCUGCUAGUGACUCAGAGCCCUGCCUUUGUCAAUGAAGAGGAAGGGAAACAGCUGACCAUAGACUGUAGAUUCAGGGCCCUGGAGAAACCCAGCACCAAGUAUUCUGUUAAAUGGUAUAAAAACGGGACUGAUGGACACGAGAAGGAGCUGAAAAACAAAACAGGCUCACUCACAACAACUCUAGAUUUCUCAGCGGGCCUGGCUUCUCUCACAUUGACUAAUACCAGCAUGAGUGAUUCUGGGUUCUACAGAUGUGACUUCGGUAAAAAUGGCCGUGGGAAUGGAACGAGAGUGACGAUCCGUGAUAAAAGGAGAAAUGCCUCCCGCGUUCUUUUCAUCAUCCGGAUGGUUCUCGGGGCCCUUGUUAUAAUCUUGGCUGUGAUUAUUAUUACAGAGUGUGUGAUGUCAGAAAAGAGGGCUGCUGUCAGUCGGACAAUAUGAGGAUCAGCUGUUACAGUGUACACCAGGAGAUGGAGCUCUCAGACACCUGGUACCCAGGCGUUCCCCCCAACACCGUGUUGAGCAUCCUGCCUGUCAGAUUCUGCACCUGCAAAUAAACCUUGAACUGAAUGGAAGGGAGGGGAGGGGAUGCUGGAUAACUGGAAAGGGAGUUCAUGUGUGUUCAUAUUAAAAAGACUCCUCCCUGACACCCCUCUUUGAGGCAGCAGAAGCCAGUGAUCGCUGAUGGCUUAGGCAGUCUCAGUGGCAUCUGAGCCAUAGGAAAAUAUGAGACGAACAUUUCUGUCACCUACAGAUUCCCCUUUGUGCUACCUAGCAAUCGCUUUAGAGGUUCAUGGAACCCUUGAAGUGAAGAUGCUCAGAAGACGAGCCAAAAACUCUUCCCUAUAAUUGGUUCAGCUGCUUGUCAGUUAAAGAGGAAAUGGAAACAUCUGCUGGGAAUUGCUGUCUGUGGGUUCAGAUGGCCCCCUUGCUGAAGUCAACCAGCGCACAGUUAACCACAUGCUUAAGCGUUUGCAGGAUUGAAGCCUCUAUAAAGGACCAUGUUUUUAUAACUGGUUUUGUUAAUUGUUUUACACAUGCUGCUCUAGUAGUUAGAUUGUCUUAAACCCGAGGCUAAGGCUAUGCACUUCCAAAGUGUUUUAAUACAAUUCUGAUAACUCUGGCUAUUCUUGAUGUCCCUAUAAAUGCACAGUCCUUUUUUGAAUCUUUCUGUGCUCUUGCUCACACUGAUUUCUUGUGGCAGUGAGUUCCACUGUUUAAUCACACAUAGGUUAGAGUAUUUCCUUUUAUCAGUUUGAAUUUCCCACCUUCUAAUUGAGUUGAAUCUCCCCUUGUUCUCAUGUUGCAUGACAGAGAGAACAGAACUUUCCAAUCUACCUUCUCUAGAUCGGUUAGUAUUGUACAUGUCCCCUCCUGUUCAAAUCACCUUUCUCAGGUAAACAAUCCCAGUCUUCUCCAUUUCUCUUCUUAGUACAAUUUUUCAAUGACCUUGAUCUCCCUCAUCGCU
Messenger RNA from Mauremys reevesii (Reeves's turtle), 2315 nucleotides. RefSeq names its product polymeric immunoglobulin receptor-like. NCBI's taxonomy places the organism in Eukaryota, Metazoa, Chordata, Testudines, Geoemydidae. Gene Ontology annotation, biological process: positive regulation of natural killer cell mediated cytotoxicity; immune response-activating cell surface receptor signaling pathway. The record is from RefSeq and is a predicted model, not a curated record. Bases 86 to 1288 code for a protein of 400 amino acids. The transcript is spliced from 7 exons.